Molecule: messenger RNA, 9821 nt
Organism: Doryrhamphus excisus (bluestripe pipefish)
Lineage: Eukaryota; Metazoa; Chordata; Actinopteri; Syngnathiformes; Syngnathidae
Gene: frmpd3
Product: FERM and PDZ domain containing 3
Cellular component (GO): cytoskeleton
Molecular function (GO): protein binding
Source: RefSeq, a predicted model, not a curated record
GAGCCACCAGCUGCAAGCCAACAAGCAGGCAGGCAGGCAGCAGCAUCAUCAGCGAGGGGUGAGGCACGCUUUUCACGCACAAGUGGACUUACAUGCAAACACACACACACACACACACACACACACACACACACACAGGAAGCAUAGGUAUCAUGUCCAGUGCCUGCAUGCUGACCUGUAGUAAGGGGAGGUGCUCCGCUUGCAGCUCCAUGUCCGCUUCAGUCCUCUAAGCACCACCCAUUUGCCCUCCUCCCACCCACCUUGAGUGCUGCUUGAUGUUGCGGCUGGUGAGGGGCUGGCUGGAAUGACCCUGGAGAAAGCAAGCGACACAAGAAGAUGAUGUGUUCAAUAAGGCUGCCGGCAAGGAGGAACGCCUGAUACUUCAUCCUGGAAAGAAAGGGGGCUGACCUGCUCGGCACAUGCAUGCCCAUGUAGGAGGGCAUGGCCGUAUAGAGCGAGGGUCUUCAUUAAUCAAUCUGGACUAAAGGACCACGACAGGGAAACACGCAGGUGAAUGAUUUUGAAACGGAGUGCAGUCUUUGCAGUGCAGACCUGUCCCAUGCUGCUCCCUCCUCUCAGGGGAUGGCCAAGGUCCAGGAUGGACACAUAUAUGCAUGUGACAGCUCUGCAAUGUUAGAGGAGGGCCAAGAUGGUAUGGACAGUGGUACCCUAAGUCCUGCCACAGCUCGACAGGUCACCAUCCAGCGACACCCUACCCAAGGCUUCGGCUUCAUUGCAGGCAGCCAGAGGCCGGUCAUCGUACGUUCAGUCUCUGCUGACGGACCUUCCUUUGGUAAGCUUCUCCCAGGAGAUCAGAUCUUGGCCAUUAACGAGGAGACGGUGAGCGACGCUCCCCGAGAGAGAGUCAUAGACCUUGUAAGACACUGCAAAGAUACUAUUCUUCUCACUGUGCUGCAGCCGCAUCAGUCACCGAAAUCUGCCUUCAUAAGUGCAGCCAAAAAGGCCCGUCUGCGAACUAACCCGCCGAAAGUGCGCUUUUCAGAGCAAGUGUCCAUCAGCGAUCCAGACACAACAAUGCUGAAGGACGACUCUUUGCUUCUCAUACCCAAUGUGUUGAAGGUCUUUUUGGAGAAUGGGCAAAUAAAGUCCUUUACCUUUGAUAGCCGUACAACUGUGAGGGAUGUGAUCUCCUCCCUGCAGGACCGCCUCUCACUACGUUACAUUGAGCACUUUGCCUUGGUGCUGGAGGCAGGCGGUCUUGACCAGAAUCAAAAACUACAUCUGCUGCAGGAGAACCAGCCCCUGACGCAUGUGGUGCAUAGAACCUAUUUCCAAGGAAUGAAGUGUCUGUUUCGCAUCUGCUUCUUCCCCAAGGACCCCGCAGACUUGCUUAGAAGGGACCCGGCGGCAUUUGAGUAUCUGUACAUUCAGAAUCGCAAUGAUGUAAUCAAGGAACGCUUUGGCAUGGAUUGGAAAUCUGACAUCACAUUACGACUGGCCGCACUCCAUAUCUACAUCACUGUGUCCUCGGCGAGGCCCAAUCAGAAGAUUUCUCUCAAGCAUGUAGAAAAGGAGUGGGGACUUGAGCCUUUCCUUCCCCUCACUCUGCUUCCAACAGUCAAAGAGAAGAACGUAUGCAAGAUUCUGUCACAGCUGUUGAAGACCUACCAGCAUCCACCACCAUCGGGCAACAAGGUCCCUCCUCUCCAAGGAAAACUGCAGUACAUGCGGGUACUCAAUGACCUCCCCCCCUUUGGAGGAAUACUGUUCAACACGGUUGAACUGGAUGAGAAACAAUCAGCCACAACUCUUCUGGUGGGUCCUCGACAUGGCAUCAGUCAUGUGAUUGAUCUGAAAAACAACCUGACCACCGUUCUGACCGAGUUCAGCAGAAUAUCCAAGAUCCAGCUCUAUCGAGAAACACAAGGCGUGGCACGAGUGGAAGUUUCAAUCCACGACGGCAAGCCUUUGGUUCUACUCAUGGAAUGGCCAGAUGCCACCAACUUUGCCUGCCUCAUUUCUGGCUACUACAAGCUCUUUGUAGACCCGAAAAGGAACAUUUAUUUCAGGAUCUCUGGUCAGUCUCACAUGACCAAGGCAGAUUACAGAAGCUCCCACCAUUCACACCCACGCUCUGGGGCAACCGGAAGUGGAGGGCGAAGAGGGGAUGAGAGAGAAAGCUCACACAGAGAGUCAGGGUCUUCCAGGGCCGUAGCUCCUGCAGAGUCUCAACAUCUAGGUCUGUGUCAUUUCCACCUUCAGGAACAACAGCAGUUUCAGGAGCUCCAAGCACACCCUGAAGCUGAACUUGACAUCAAUGAGAACUUUAUUUCCCAGGAGGCCCCUGGGCGGCCCCGAACCAAGUCAGACCCCACGCAGCAGAGUGCCGAGGAUAUAACUGGGGUGUCGUUGAGUCCACCAGUGGAAAAUGCAGGAUUUAGACACCGAGCCCAAACUCUCGCACAGACAAAGAAAUCAGCACGUUUCUUCUGUGAUUCCUGUAAAGAGAGGCACAGGAACGAAGAUCCAUCCGCAGUGGGAAGUGGUCGGAGCUCGGGAAAAACAUGCUCAAGUGCUUGCGCUUCCCGAGAUGGAGGUAGCGUUGACCUCACGGCUCUGCCGCCCCCUGGAAACGAGGACGACGAUGAGGAGGAGCCACCCGUUGGAGGUGAAAAGCUGCAACUACCACCACCUGCGAUUGCCGCACCACCGCCAGGCUUCAGAGACAACAGCUCUGAUGAGGAUGACUCAAAGAGAGGGAGGAAGGCGAGAACCAGUGCCAACCCUGAUAUCACCAGUGGGAAACAACGCCAAACUAAGGAAGAUGUGCCCGUGACACUUAUUGAUAACGUGGCCACGAGAACGGUUCGAGAUCAUGCACAGGAACUUGACGAUGCUUUGGUGUCCACCUUACAAGCUCUUGAGGCUUUGGCAGCUUCUGAGGACUACCCCCAUUCCCAUCAGCAACCAACACAGACUGCAGGGCUCAUCGUUUUGGCUGCCAUUACACCCGAAUCAUCGUUGGACUCCGGCCAUGAGACAAAUUCCUCUGAACUGACAGAUGUUUCUGAGAUGGUUUCAGCAAUGAAGCAGAACCAAAACCAGGCAUACCUCCUAGCCCACCAUAUAAACAAGGAAAGCCGCCUCUGCCGUCGUGAUUUUCCUCUGGCAAUCCCCGGCUGCACAGCAAAGACAAUAGGGACGGGGGCAUUUUCUGUAGGUCAGAUUCGUGCUGGAUGUCCACCCAAGCAAGUAAUCCUCAGUAAGACUGUGCCCUUUAAAGUCGGCCCCUGUCAAGACUCUGGAAUAGUCGGUGUUGUGACGGAGCAUAGAACCAAUCAAGAAACUAUUCCGAACGAGCAGACGCCUGAAUUGAAAGCAAACUUCGAUUCCACUAAAGGAACCGUCCCCGAUCCUCCAUCUAAACCAACGGAAGAACUUAAAGUGUCUGAGAUUUCACUUUCAGCUCAAGUCACUAAAGAUCCAAAGUUAUCCAUUGCCGCUGGGGAGAUACCGAGGCUAAAUCUUCCAGAUGGCGUAAAGGAGAAAGCAGCACCACCUCUUAAUUCAGACAAAGCCUUAUCUGUUCUCUUAAGUGUGGACAGAACUUCCUCAGCCAAGAUUCCCCUAACUAACAUGUGCCAAGACGCCGAGACUGCCUCUAGCGAGACCAUGAAGCCUUCCAGUUCGACGGAAUUUCUGUCAGUAGAUGAUCUUUUCUGCACGUGCCCAGUACAACAGGAACCCGGGCCUCAGUUAAGAAUUAAAGAUCCGCAGGUUCAGAAGGUGGUAGUGUUUCAAUCCUCAUCCCCGACUGAUGACGAGCGUCUUCGAGCAAAAGGACUCUUCUUAGCUAACAACAAAGAAACUGCAGUAAGAGUCGCAGCGGAAUGUACUUUGGCAAAACCAAGUCCUACAGUUCAGAAGAAGUAUUCUCCUCGUUUGCCUCUAAAAGCAGAAAGAAAAGAUGGAGCAGAGACCAAGACUGAUGUCGCACCAGGAAAAUCUCACUCUGAGCCGCAGAUAUGUGCCACAAAAUCAUUACCUAAUUUGGAGGAUAGCGCAGCGAGCCCAUCUUUAGAUAAGGUAUCUACUCUACCAGCGAGAGAAUCGAAGAAAGUGGGCAAGCCCCAGCGAAGUGCCCCCUUUUUAAGCAUCCGAAAUCUACUUUCCGCGACCUUCCCAGCAAGAAUGAGAAGAGAAACAGAUGAGCGACGGGCUCAGCUUCAAAAAGUUCGUCAGUACGAGUUGGAGUUCUUAGAAGAGCUACUGAAACCCAAGUCCUCGCAGGGAGAGUAUUUACCCCAAGGAUCCUCACCUGUGACCUCAGGGACCCCUUGUGCCUGUCAGCUACGCACCAGCCCUGUCCUAAAAGCACCGGGAAUCUCCAGGGAGCAGAGACGUAGCUGUGACUGUAAGCGAAUGUGUAGAGGAAUGAGGUUACCGGACACACCGGUCGGCUCCACGACAGAAACGCAGAACCGAGGCAGGGAGAGAACUACGGCUAAGACUCCUACCACGGUCCCUAAGGUACCUCACAGUGAAGGCACUACAAGAAGAUCUCAGAACUUGGAAGUCAAAACUGCACGAAUACGUUCUAUCAGUCUUGAGUCGAGGGAACCGAGGGGAGAGCAGGGGUCCUGUUUGCCGGCCUGUACCUCACAAACUGACUAUAUGGAGGAACCACAAAAGCUCCAGAGGCGAUAUAGCAUUGGAGAACUGGAUAACAAUACAAACACUCCCGUUUAUGCGGAAGUGAAGCCUAAAUCUAAGAGUCUUGAGAAAGAGAUGGAGAGAGUCAGGGCCACAGGAUUGAGGCUGCCGACCCCAGUGGAGCCAAUUCAUACGCAGUCUCUUCAGCCGGACGGAAAGGGAAAGAAGGGGGUGUUUUUUAUACAGAGCAAUGAGUUAUUGUGUGAAAAUAAAAGCGAAACCGGGGAGGUACUGCUAACCUUGCCAAGCGAAGAUGGCGACGACAAGGAUAAAUGCUGCUCAUUCUGUUUCUGCUACAGAAAAUGCGAGGCAGCAGAUGAGAGCAGUGAGAAGGACGAGUUAUCCUACUCCAUUCCGCUUCAGGUUCUUCCAGGCAUGGAGUUGGAUUCAAGUACCUUCCCUGUUGUGAGCAAAACCCUCCAGGUUCUUAAUGCAGAGGACUGUAGUGGCGAGGAGGACGCGGAGAAAGAACCACAGGCACAGGAGAUCGACCUCAGAGCAUGCAGUACCCUGGAGGGCAGCCUGGCACGGGUUCAGGCUCUCCAAGGGAAAUCCUUCAACUUGCCGGAUGGUUUCCUAAAUGCCCAGUUGGACGCUAACGAGUUAUUAGCUAUCCUGCGUCAGUGUGCAAACAGCCCACAAGCUGAGGGCGAAGCUCGUCUUCAGCCCUCGCGGAUUGCGGAGUACAAACAGGAGCUGGCGGUGCGCUUCAAGGAAUUCCGAGCAUCGUGUCGGAGAGUGGCGAGCGUGGAAAAAAGCCCGACUUGUAUGCUCGCUGUUGUCACGGCCAGCUUUAAAGUGCUGUGCGAUUUAACGCAGACCUUCAUAAAACUGGUCAGAGGGGUUCGCACAGAAGCUCAAAGACAGCAGCUGCUGAGGAAAGUGGAGGAAGUCGCCAUUAACUACACUUUGCUUCUUCGCGCGGCAGAAGAAUCGAUGGGACAUUCGAGCAGCCUGCCAACAAAAACACUGAGCCCUCAAGUGUCCUCCAACACCAAUAACAUGAGCUCACUCACCCGGCCCAUCAAAGUCCUUCCCGCCCAGUAAAGAUAACUCCACAAAUCCAACACAAGCUCAUUAAAUAUUCAUUUAUUGUUUACAUUUUUACUGAAUGUGCAACGGAUACUAAAUGCAGCUGUUCCAUCCCAUGUUUACAGGCCCUGAGGUAGCCUUGUGGAUAUUGCUCUGUAAUGUAAAGAUACACCAAAAUAAUGCACAAGUGAACAGAACCCCACAAAAGACUGAGUGAUACAGGGCUAAUCACCUCAUCAGUAUAUUAUCAAAAACAAAUAAGUCAAUACAGUAUAAUAUUUUAUAUGUAGUGUACAUUUGAGUUGUGUCUACUUAGAGAAUAUAACAUUUUUGUGAAGAAAAAAGUGAUACAUAUAUUUCAAGACAAUUAUAAAGAAUAAAAAUAUAUGCUCUGGACAAAAAAAAGAGAUUUUGUCAAGUAGCGACUGCUGUAAAGUGCAUAGUUUAAAGCAAUGGUUGGUGAAAUGGUACUAUGUAUGUAUGAAGUAAAUGUUGUAAUGAACAGAUUUAUGUUGGCUAUGUCGGACAUAUUUAAGACAUAAGUGCAAGUGUUGGCCCAAGAACCAGAUUUGGCCACCGAAGACCAGGUCGCCCAUGCACACGCCCUUGACCGCCACCCAAAACGCAAUGCACCGGACCCUUAUGCUUGCCCCCGUAGGUGGUGGGUCACCUGCGAGCCCCUCCCCCGGGCCUGGCUCCAGGGUGAGGCCCCGGUAUCCCACAUCCAGGCGAGGUACAGUUCCUCUACGGUACGGUUUAAGUAUAUCGUGGUCUUGUUCACGAGUGAGGGAAAGUGGGAGCGUGAGGUCGACACACAGAUCAGUGCAGCCUCGCAGUAAUGCAAUUGCUGUACCGGACCCUUAUGCUUGCCCCCGUAGGUGGUGGGUCUACGAGGGGGAGAUCCUGCGAGCCCCUCCCCCGGGCCUGACUCCAGGGUGAGGCCCCGGUAUCCCACAUCCGGGUGAGGUACGGUUCCUCCUCUAUGGUAUGGUUUAAGUAUCUCGGGGUCUUGUUCACGAUUGAGGGAAAAUGGGAACGUGAGGUCGACACACGGAUCGGUGCAGCCUCGGCAGUAAUGCGGUUGCUGUACCGGACCCUUAUGCUUGCCCCCAUAGGUGGUGGGUCUACGAGGGGGAGAUCCUGCGAGCCCCUCCCCCGGGCCUGGCUCCAGGGUGAGGCCCCGGUAUCCCACAUCCAGGCGAGGUACAGUUCCUCUACGGUACGGUUUAAGUAUAUCGUGGUCUUGUUCACGAGUGAGGGAAAGUGGGAGCGUGAGGUCGACACACGAAUCAGUGCAGCCUCGCAGUAAUGUGGUUGCUGUACCGGACCCUUAUGCUUACCCCCGUAGAUGGUGGGUCUACGAGGGGGAGAGCCCGUGUGGCUUCUUCGAGCUGGGCCCGGCCCGACCACCAGGGGCUCGCAGGCGGCGAGCCAGUCCCCCGGGCCUGGCUCCAGGGUGAGGCCCCGGUAUCCCACAUCCGGGCGAGGUACAGUUCCUCCUCUACGGUACAGUUUAAGUAUCUCGGGGUCUUGUUCACGAGUGUGGGAAAGUGGGAGCGUGAGGUCGACACACGGAUCGGUGCAGCCUCGGCAGUAAUGCGGUUGCUGUACCGGACCCUUAUGCUUGCCCCCUUAGGUGGUGGGUUUACGAGGGGGAGAUCCUGCGUGCCCCUCCCCCAAGCCUUGCUCCAGGGUGAGGCCCCGGUAUCCCACAAUCCGGGCGAGGUACGGUUCCUCCUCUACGGUACGGUUUAAGUAUCUCGGGGUCUUGUUCACGAGUGAGGGAAAGUGAGAGCGUGAUGUCGACACACGGAUCGGUGCAGCCUCGGCAGUAAUGUGGUCGCUGUACCGGACCCUUAUGCUUGCUCCCGUAGGUGGUGUGUCGACGAGGGGGAGAUCCCGUGUGGCUUCUUCGUGCUGGGCCCAGCCCGACCACCAGGCGCUCGCCUGCGAGCCCCUCCCUUGGGCCUGGCUCCAGGGUGAGGCCACGGUAUCCCACAUCCGGGCGAGGUACGGUUCCUCCUCUAUGGUACGGUUUAAGUAUCUCGGGGUCUUGUUCAUGAGUGAGGGAAAAUGGGAGCGUGAGGUCGACACACGGAUCGGUGCAGCCUCGGCAGUAAUGCAGUCGCUGUACCGGACCGUCGUGGUGAAAAGAGAGCUGAGCCGGAGGGCAAAGCUCUCAAUUUACCGGUCGAUCUAUGUUCCCACCCUCACCUAUGGUCAUGAGCUUUGAGUCAUGACCGAAAGAACUAGUUCGCGGAUACAGGCGGCUGAAAUGAGUUUCCUCCGUAGGGUAGCUGGACUCACCCUAAGAGAUAGGGUGAGGAGCUCAGUCCGGUCCCCCGGGAGGGGCUCAGAGUAGAGCCGCUUCUCGAGAGGAGUCAGUUGAGGUGGCUCGGGCAUCAAGUCCGGAUGCCUCCUGGACGCCUCCCUGGUGAGGUGUUCCGGGCAUGCCCAGCCGGGAAAAGGCCCCGGUGCAGACCUAGUACAGUAGUCUCACAGCUGGCCUGGGAACGCCUUGGUGUCCUUUCAGUGGAGCUGGAGAAGGUGGCCGGGGACCGGGAAGUUUGGGCUUUCCUAUUAAGACUGCUGCCCCCGCGACCCGGACCCGGAUAAGCAUAGGAAAAUGAAUGGAUGGAUGGUGCCAGUGUUGGAUAACAAAACCCGCUCAAUGCCAAGCGCAACAUAGUCAACUUACGGUAGUCAUGCCGACCCUGUUGGUAUGCAUACACCUGCACUGGGUACAUCAUGUAGCAGAGACCCAAGUAACACUCUUAUCCUCUGUACUAUAACAUCCUGUAGAGAAAGAAUGCCCACACUGCACCUGAUACGAGAACUGUGUUUCACACCAAACUUGCAUUUCACGAUUCACGUGCACAAUAAGCCAGUUUAUUAAAAAUGGACAAUUCCUGCUCAAGCCAAACACCGAUGUUGUCCUCACAUUUAGCUCAAAAUACUAUGUACUGUAAAUCAUGCUAUAGUUUUAAGUAUUACCCAUCCACAAGCAAUGGAAUAAGCUUACUAUUCAUCUUGUGGAAUUAGAACUGAUGUUGAAAUAAUGCAUAAUACGGUAUUUUAUCCCAUCGUCAUCGGCUAUGAGUUUCACGUAAUCCGAGUCCUUUGUCAUGUUAGGUUGUCAGGCGCAAUAUCGAUUUGCUUUCUAUGUGCUGUUGUACAUUGUGCAAUCUAGGAAGUAUAUAAGAAAAACACACAAAGUAGUUUUCUAUGUAUUUUAAUAAAACUAACACAUACGCUUUGUGUCUGAAAUCUUCUUUGUGUCUCCAUUAGAUAUGAAGUCGCUUCACACGUGUGUUAGCCUAAUAUGGACAUGCUGUUAAAGGACAGUGCUGUGCAAAAGCACGGAUAGCAAAUUAAUAAAUACUGAUGAAAUUGUAUUUUCCAAAACAGUAUAUAAAUGUUAAAUCCCUGGAAUAUAUUUUAGAAAUCCUAUUAAAAUUGCCCAUAAAUCAUUCAGGGUGUUUUAAUUGCACUAUUUUACAUUUAUGAUCAGUUUAUCAACAGCACAGUUUCACAUGAUUUUUCUGUUUUAAUCAAUUAAUAUAGAAAAUUUAAUUUCUGACAAAAUUAUGUUCACAAGCACUCUCUCUUGACAGUUUGUCCGUUGUAGUGGCAUUUCUCAUAAACAUAAAAUGUGUUCAUUCUUUGGUUCUUUUUCAUGAGUUCUCAAUGUUGCCCAUUAAAAAAAAUUAUAUUUGCAUUUUACAGUACGAAUAAGAAGAUAAGGUUGGAAAAUGGCAACAUGUAAAUAUUUUCUACUUUAUAUUACGCAUAUUAUAUUUAAAUGUAAAUAUAAAAAUGAAGUAUUUGUUAUAUACACGUCCCCAACAUAACAGUUUAUAGUAGUAAUGUAACAUACAGGCAAGUAGCAGACCACUUAAGGAGUAAAGUGCAAUGAAUAAGCAUGAAGCAUUUAUUUUUCUAUUAUUGUUAUUCUCUCAUCAUGACAAACAACUUUGUGUGGUUGCUUUGCUGAACUAUGACAUUCACUCCAAAAAGGCCGCCAUGGUGUGAUCCAUUGUUUCUGUUGUUGGGUGUUGUUUUUUUUGUUUUUUUUUAUGUACACCUAUUCAUUCCUGUCUUACUCUUCGUGGUUU